Molecule: messenger RNA, 3622 nt
Organism: Zychaea mexicana
Lineage: Eukaryota; Fungi; Mucoromycota; Mucoromycetes; Mucorales; Lichtheimiaceae
Exons: 10
Coding region: 225-3422 (1065 amino acids)
Biological process (GO): regulation of DNA-templated transcription
Cellular component (GO): nucleus; chromatin
Molecular function (GO): protein binding; histone H3K36 methyltransferase activity
Source: RefSeq, a predicted model, not a curated record
UUUCGCUUACUUAUGUCCCGUGCUGUCUAAUCGUUUGGAGCUCUUUCUCUCUCUCUCUCUCUCUCUUCUUUAUUUACAACUUCAUUCUUUUUUACAUUUCUUUGUUCGAAAAUUUCUCCUGUUCUCUCUUUUGUUUACAUAACUUUUCUCCUUUUAUCCCUUUUGCUGCAUUUAUUGAAGUGGGCUCCGGUUAGAUAGCUGUAUUUGUGAGACUACUUCUUUACAUGCACAGCGCCAGCGUCAGGAUUUCAGCGGUGACCAUUAAAGAAGAAGAUGCAUUUUGUGGCGACACAAAAAGCGUAUUCGACGUCAAAAAAUGCUUCGAGAAAACUUCUUCACCAGAAACACCUGGCGACAGUAUUGAAAGCGAUCAGAACGAAAAGUCCCGCUUGACGGAAGAAUUCCACCACAUGGCGAUUGAAGAAGAUUAUGUUGAUGUCGAUGGGGAGAAUAGUUCAAAAGUAGAUAAUAAUAAUGAUACCGAACGUGCCAUCAUCAAGAAAGAAAGAGGUGGUGAUGACGACGACGACGACGACGAUGAAGACGACGACGAAAAAAAGAAAGAGAAAUGGCUGCCAUCAGCAACGGCAGAAGCCAUGGAAACUUAUGAAAACACAUUGACCAACAUAUACCUCGGCCAAGCAACCGGCAAAUCCAUUACGGGUGAAGAAUCAAUGCCCUGCGACUGUCGCUACAACCCCCGAACGGACGAUCCAGACGCAGCGUGCGGCGACGAUAAUUUCUGUAUCAACCGAAUGAUGUUCAUGGAGUGCACUGAAAAUGAUUGCUCAUGCGAACGUUUCUGUCGUAAUCGGAGGUUCCAGCUGAGGCAGUAUGCACGCGUGGAUGUGAUCAAGACCGAGAAGAAGGGUUAUGGUCUCCGUGCGCUAACUGCUCUUCCAGCAAAUGCCUUUGUGAUGGAGUACAUUGGUGAAGUCAUUACUAAUAGCGAGUUUAUCCGACGCACCAAAACGUACGAGGCGGAAGGAUUGUCGCACUAUUAUUUCAUGACACUCAAGACUGAUGAGAUCAUUGAUGCGACGAAAAAAGGAUGUUUGGCGCGCUUCAUUAAUCAUUCCUGUAACCCAAACAGCGUUACGCAAAAAUGGGUAGUAGGCAAGGUCAUGCGCAUUGGUAUUUUCACCCGUACUCCGAUACAGGCUGGCCAAGAAUUGACCUUUGAUUACAAAUUUGAGCGUUAUGGUGCGGUUGCUCAAAAGUGCUAUUGCGGAGAGAAGAACUGCAAAGGCUUUAUUGGAGGCGUUUCUGACGAACAGAUGGAAGAGGAAGCUGGUGAAGUGCAAGUGUUACCGACAGACGACGACGAUGAAGGAACGGCGGUAACAGCCGCAGCAUCAACACCUAACGGCACUCUCGUCGAACCAGUAAAGAAGUUCAAACGGAAACCUGGACGACCACGCAAUCCGCGCCCGCUCAAGGACGAAGACGAAGUCAACGAUCUUGUCAAGAACAUGUUGGAUUCAGUCGGCAAAAUGCAUCUCGUCGACAAACUAUUGCACUCGCUCGUAUUGACAAGCAAAGAUGUAUUGAAAAAGUUUGUUCGAUUACACGGCCUGCGAUUGUUGAAACUUUGGCUGGGUGAAUGGAAAAGUUACGACGACAUUAUCGAGAAAGUGCUUCAUGUUUUACAGCAAUUACCAUUAGCGAAUCGAAACGGAUUGGACGACUCUGGCAUGUUUGACGUUGUACAACCGUUCACGGAGCACAGUAACGAAGAGAUAAGAUGCGUGUCACUUGCUCUGCUUGAAGAUUGGGCUCAUCUGAAUCGAGUUUAUCGAAUUCCAAAAAGAGUGGCGGCUGAGCCAACUCUUUCAGAAGAAGAAGGAGCAAUCGAUGCUCAAAUUGGAGUAAAGCGUACGAAUGAAGAUGCACCCGAAGGACCAACAACAAAGCGUGCACGAUUCCAGUCGACUCGAGAAUUCUUUGAUCCAGAUGACGACUAUUACGAGUACUUGUCGAUGGAUGCGAACUCUAUGGAAAUUUACUGGCGAAUGCAAUACCCACCUGUGCCCAUUAUUCCAACCGGUCCACGAGCUCAACAACAGCAAUUACACGCGCCACCCACGUAUCCGUACUACUACGGUCCGAGACGCAGUCCAGAAAAACGAACCUAUUACAACAAACACAACAUGGAUAUGACCGCAGCAGCUGCAGCAUACAAUUCGUCUGUUGAUAUGAAGAAAGCAAUGACACAUUCAGAUCCAAACGCUGUUUAUGAACCACGGCUCCCCACAUCCACAGCAGCACAACAAGCCGCCGCUGCUGCCGCUUCAAGUGUUAGUACAUCGGCAACUCCAUACGAUACCACAAUGAGCACGCCAUUUGAUCCAUCACGCUUGCCGACAGGUCCAGCAGCUGAUACAAUCGAAUCAACUAUGCCGAAAUUGCCACCCAAUUGGCGAUGGGCGACUGACACCAACGGCAAUGUGUAUUACUACAAUCGUCUUACUGGGAAAACGCAAUGGGAAAUGCCCGAGGAUAAGGCGAGCUCGAUCGAAGGUGUGAGUCAAGCAGAGAUUGAUGGAUUGGUGGAAAAGGCGAUCCUGGAUGCUCAAAAGAAGAAGGGCAGUACUCCGGUCGAAUCAAAGCAACAGCUCACAACUUCUUCGACAUCUACACCUAUUACUGCUUCUGCCACACCUACAACUUCAGCUACUGCUUCUACUCCAGAUCCUCGUCGACCAUUGUCGUCUUCUUCGAAUGGUGACACUGCUUUAUCAUAUUCGUCAGCAGCAGCAGCAAAACGCAAAGUACUGAAAGAUGCGGAACUCAAACAAGAGAUAAGUAAAGUUGUGACCCGGCAUCUGAGUGCGAAAAAAACGUUGUGGAAGAAUGACAAGACUGUGUUUAAAGAACUUGCUCGCAAGCUUACGCAUCAUAUUGUGGAUCGAGAAAACAACUCUUCGCGCAGAAUACACAGCAUGAACGACGCGUUACGUAGCAAAAUCGAACGAUUUAUCAAUGACCAUGGUGCGGAUUUUGCAUCCAAGUUGGAUCGAAAGUCGACAUCCUCAACAACAACAACAACAACAACAACAACUGCUCUUUAUAUAUCAUCGACUACAAAGGAUAACGGUACGAUCCGAUCUCGGACCCAAUCCACGCCAGCAUCGUCUCCGGACGCUUAUUAUCGGAGCCAUGGCAGCGCAUCCCCGUCACAUUAUCGACCCACACAUUCACCUUAUCAUUCGUCCGCAUCCCCCCCACGGCACUCAUCUUCUCCUGUAUAUUACGCACGAAAGCAGCAUCAUCCCUCUUCUUCUUCCUACUCCUCUUCUUCCUCUUCUUUCCAGUAUCAUCCAGAAGGUCACCGUGCACCUCUCACUCAUCAGCCCCCAUCGUCCAGAAGCUCCUCGCGUCGAUCAACACCCGAUGCUCUGUCCAACAGGUACGACGGAUGAUGGUGAUAUGACUUUGUGAUUGUACUUCAUGAUUCCCCCUUCGCCCUAUAGCAAAAACACCACCGAUUUCUUUUCUUUUUCCCACGUAAUGACUCGAGCUCUUUUUCCACACACACACACACACACACAAUUACACACAAUUACACAUUAACCCACUCAACAAAAUUACACACCAUCUGUACAUAAGAAAAACAACGAAU